Mytilinidion resinicola is the source of this 2196-nucleotide messenger RNA. RefSeq names its product SWIRM-domain-containing protein. The record is from RefSeq and is a predicted model, not a curated record. Gene Ontology annotation, cellular component: SWI/SNF complex. Gene Ontology annotation, biological process: positive regulation of DNA-templated transcription. Lineage: Eukaryota; Fungi; Ascomycota; Dothideomycetes; Mytilinidiales; Mytilinidiaceae. The transcript is spliced from 2 exons. Gene Ontology annotation, molecular function: DNA binding; histone binding. Bases 1 to 2196 code for a protein of 731 amino acids.
AUGCUCGAAGACCAAGAACCUACCUCCCUUUCAGUCAAGGAAUCCUCUCGCGAACCCUCAGCAGCCACGCCUGCAAUUGUAUCUGACAACCCCCUGGACGCACCUGAUGGACCCCGACCGGAGAACGAGGAUGCAGACGCCCAGGAUGACGAGGAGAUGACCGGCAUCGAAGAUUCUGCAAAGAAGGAGAGCCCGACAGAACACCCCGAAGCAGUAGAUGGUGCCUUUGAUGGCCAGACCAAGAGCGCCCUCGAGACCUCUGCACGGUCGCACCUCAUCGCUCAAACCCACGCAAUUAUUCUGCCCAGCUACAGCACCUGGUUCGACAUGCACGUAAUCCACAAGCUCGAGAAGAAGGCCCUCCCAGAGUUCUUCAACGCUCGGAAUCGAAGCAAGACGCCGGCGGUUUACAAGGACUACAGGGACUUUAUGGUUAACACUUAUCGCUUGAACCCAGCGGAGUAUUUGACGGUCACCGCAUGCAGGCGCAAUCUUGCUGGUGAUGUGUGCGCCAUCAUGCGCGUUCAUGCGUUCUUAGAACAAUGGGGCUUGAUCAACUACCAGGUUGACCCAGACACGAGACCAUCAAACAUCGGUCCCCCGUUUACCGGCCACUUCAGAAUCACCGCAGAUACCCCGAGAGGCCUACAAGCCCAUCAACCCGCACCAGGAUCCAUUACCACCACAGGAAAACCACACCUCACAACCGAACGGUUAGCAAGUGCCGCUCCGCUUUCGAAAUCAGACCUGAAUCUCGAAAUCCGACGAAACAUCUACGAGUCGAAUGGUAAGGAAGCUACACCUGGAGAAUCAAAGGAUAAGCCAUCGAACGGAGAGGGUGCAGCGAAUGGUUCCGCUGAUACUAAGGUUCUUGAAGAUGCCCUGAAAGAGCCUAGCAAGCAAUUUUUCUGCUAUUCCUGCGGUAUGGACUGCACCCGCUUCCGCUACCAUAACUCGAAGUCUGCGCCUCAUUCCGCCCAGGGUAAGACUGCUGCUAUGGUCAAGCACGACCUUUGCCCGACGUGCUUUCUCGAUGGUCACUUCCCAGCGUCGAGCAAAGCAUCGGAAUACACCAAGAUCGAGAACGAGAAAUACCGAGCAUAUCCGGAUAGAGACGCACCAUGGACGGACGCAGAGACAUUACUAUUGUUGGAGGGACUGGAGCUCUUCGACGAGGACUGGAACAGUGUUUCGGACCACGUUGGCACGCGCACGAGGGAAGAGUGCAUGAUGAAGUUCUUGCAACUGGAAAUCGUGGAUCCAUAUCUGGAGGCUGAUGUAGCCCAAUCCGACGCCCCAACAACCUCCUUAGGCUACCUGAACAACGGCCGCCUCCCCUUCGAGCAAGCAGACAACCCUGUCAUGAGUGUCAUGGGCUUCUUCGUUUCCCUUGCCGACCCUAGCGUCGCCGCAGCGGCCGCUGGCAAGAGCGUUGAAGAGCUCAAGCGCGGUCUACUCGAGAAGAUCGAGAAAGCUCCAACAACAUCCGAGGCUGCCGCUAAGGGUAAAGAAAAGGAAAUGGAAAAGGAAAAGGGAAAGGAAGCCGACAAGGCUUCUUCAACCCCUGCUGCCGCUAGCUCAAACGUCAAGAAUAAGGACGCAAUGGACGUCGACGAGGCCCCAGGCCCCUCAUCCUCCCCACAACCCACCUCUUCGAAUGCCCUCGCCACUACCACAUCCGCCCCCACCGCACAGCAGGCAUUCACCGCCCUUCCCUUCGCGCUCUCUGCCGCCCGAUCGGCUGGCCUGGCCUCGCACGAGGAACGCUACAUCACGCGCCUCGUGUCUAGCGCUGUGAACCUGCAGCUGCAGAAGCUCUCGCUCAAGCUACAGCAGUUCAACGAGCUGGAAGCUGUUCUGUCGGCCGAGCGCCGCGACCUUGAGCGCCGCCGCCAGCAGUUGUUCCUCGACCGCCUCGCGUUCCAGAAGAGGGUCAAGGGCAUCGAAACGGCUGCGCGCAAGGUCAGCACCGGCCUCGGUGUCGGAGAGCAGGGCACUGGCAUCGCCGGCAACAUGGUCGGCAUUGGUACCAUGGCGCCAGAUGACGCUGUCCGGGAGCUCACCGAGGCCGUGAAGCGGUUUGGUGUUGGCAAGGGCGAGGAAAAGGUGGGCGUGAAGCGGACGGGGGUGGAGGGCGGCGAGGUGCAGCCGGUUAGCGAGGAGACGGGGAGUGGAUACGGGCGGUUGGAGAUAUGA